Xiphophorus hellerii (green swordtail) is the source of this 1489-nucleotide messenger RNA. RefSeq lists its product as uncharacterized. The transcript has 7 exons. The record is from RefSeq and is a predicted model, not a curated record. Lineage: Eukaryota; Metazoa; Chordata; Actinopteri; Cyprinodontiformes; Poeciliidae. Bases 18 to 677 code for a protein of 219 amino acids.
AUGCAGUUCAGCUGGUGAUGGAGGAUUUUCCCAGACAGACCAUCACUCUGACUCGUUAUGAUGGUUCAACGUAUUCAUGGAGCCCCAGCAGCUUCAUGAGCCAAAUCUCUGUCCAGUUUGUUUUCAAAGUGGAUCCUGCAGCUCCGUCCUGCACAGCAGGUGAAUAUCUGCCCAGGUUUCUGCCUCCAACUCCUGAACAUGGAGCUCAGUUCUUCAUAAACGUUACUGAGAUGAUAGAAAUCAACAUCAGAGCAGAGGCGACUCAGUCUGUGAUCACUGAGCUCCUGUUCAGCGGACCGUUCAACAUGAUCAAGAAUUCAUCUGGUUCAGGAAAUUUCACCCUGAGAUGGACGCCGUCUGUCAGUCAAAAUGAUGAUAAUGAAAGCCAUCCCAUCUGUUUUGUUGUCCAGGCAACUGCCUCCAGUUCUAUCUACCAGUCUGAGCUUCGAUGUGUCAUUGUGAGGGUUGGAAACAUACCUUUCAUAGCAACUCCAAGUCCUCCUCCUAAAACAUCUCGUCUUACGGUUCUGAAGCUGAAGAUCUCGACUACGCUGUCACUGAAAGAUAAUAAAGAUAAAAUCGAGAAAGCGAUUAAAGAUGAACUGAUCAGACGAGGGCUGCCUCCAGACAUAAAGGUCCGCCUGCUGAGCGACGGUUCAGUGAAGGUUAAUAACUAACCGCCCCCUAGUGGCUAAAAAUGAGAAUGACUCUGAUCCAUGCAGAGGAAUAUUACUGGGUUUAUCUAUUCUUACUUCUUGUACUUUUUAAUUAAUCUGGAGACUUAUGGUUGUUUUAGUUAGUUUGGGAAUACAAGUUUGAUUUGAGUGAUUUUUAAGUAAUGUUACACAGUACUUAGUCUUUCAUUUAUGGGUUAAUCAGUUGUAGCUAAAUUAGUAAGGUUUUCAUCCAUUUAAUCUUUUAAGUUUGUAUUGAUCUUAAACUGAUUAUGUUAUUCAAUUUUCUUAAUGAACAUUAUCUGGUAUGUGUAUUAAUUCUUUGUAAUCAUACUUCUGUUUAACUCUGACAUGUGGGGUCAUCAAGGGGUCAUCGAGGGGUCAAGGAGAGCGCUGUGUGGUCUCAGAAACCAGUCUGAGGUUGCUUAGGAUGGUAGAGAGGACAACUUAGUGGAACGCUCCAGUUUACUGAUAAACUCAGUCCCACGUCCUUGAGAAGAAUAUUUUGUUCAAAAUAACACCUGGAUUAUCUCUGGGUGGAAAAUCAUCAUGAAGGAGAGCGUCCAUCUCCUGACUGCCGACGUCAGGACGGCCCAGGUAGAAAACCCACCUGGACACAGCGAGGUAUAAAUGUGUGAGCUACAACAGUCAGUCAGAUCACUGGGUGAGACACGGUGCUCUCUGAAGACACUUCUCUAUAUCUUUAUCAAGGUGAUUAAUGUUUCCGUUUGUUUGUGGUAAUCAAUGAUCAUGUUGGGAUGUUGGUGUGAUUUCAUGCUUUUGAUUGAUUGAAUAAAAUAUUGAUUGAUCUGUGA